Dreissena polymorpha is the source of this 3997-nucleotide messenger RNA. RefSeq names its product zinc finger protein with KRAB and SCAN domains 5-like. The record is from RefSeq and is a predicted model, not a curated record. Bases 203 to 1276 code for a protein of 357 amino acids. Gene Ontology annotation, molecular function: DNA-binding transcription factor activity, RNA polymerase II-specific; RNA polymerase II cis-regulatory region sequence-specific DNA binding. Gene Ontology annotation, biological process: regulation of transcription by RNA polymerase II. Gene Ontology annotation, cellular component: nucleus. The transcript has 5 exons. Lineage: Eukaryota; Metazoa; Mollusca; Bivalvia; Myida; Dreissenidae.
AUGAUAGUUUCAGUUUCGAAUCGGAACAAAGAUGGCCGCGAGUCAAUGAAACAUCGUAAUAAUUUACGCUUUCAGCGACCCAGAAUUUCAGUGACCAGCAUUUAAUUUUACGAUCUAACAGUGUGUUAAAAUAUAUUUGGGGGACAAUAACGACGACUGUUGGUGCUUGUUGCUGGGUUCUGUGUAUGUAGGGCACGUUACCAUGGCGACCCUGGGUGUGGUGAAAGACGUCCCUGGCUACAAGGUCAUACUGAAAGCAGUCCUGAAGAGCCAGAUACAGCAUUUGAUUGAACAACUUGCAAGCGCAACCAACGAGGAGUCGUUCAUUCUAACAGCCAGCGUAGCUGAUGGAACCCUGAGUCAUCUCGGCUCAGACUCGGCCAAAGGCUUCCUGGAAGAUCAUGAAGACCUCAAGUCCCAGUUCCUUGGCUAUUGUUUAAAAAUGUAUCAUAAACAACAGGAAGACGAACGUCGGGAAAAGGAACGAAAAGAUCAGGAAGAAGCGUUGCUCAAAUUACAAAUGGCUGCAGGGGGUCAGUACGGACAGACUGUACAUUCUUACGGCUCGCAGUUUGUGUCACCUAGGAAAUCCGGUUUAGUCCAUCCAGUAUCCUUGACCAGGAGUAGUCCUGGAAUACGCCAUGAACCGUACUCUCGGCCAAGUACAGGACAAGUAACACCAACCAAAAUGAUUGAGGUGGCCAGUGUAAAAACUGAGCCUAGGGAUGAUAGUGACUCUGAAACAGCUGCUUUUACGAAUAAUGGUCGAAGUUCUUACCAGUCUUAUUCCGCAGUAACGAACGAUGAUGAAAAUGUGGAUUAUUCAAGUGUUAAAGAUGAGAAUUUCUUGAAUGAAAGCAGAUUAGUGUGUGGUGAUAAAAGUGAGGUCAGUGAAAGUAAUACAAGUGUUAAUGUGAAACAGGAAACUGCGUUGGAUUCUGAAAUGCAUUUAGAAAUCACGAGUGUGGAGGCAGGUCUGCCUAUGCAUCCCCAGGACUGGGGUGCUAAUGCUUCCAUGGGAACGAACUUUGACCCAACCAGUGCUACUGGCGCUCAGGCAGACAUGACGGGAGAGUCAAGUAAUAGAAGGCACGAGUGCCAGAUCUGCAGGAAGUUCUGGCCCUCGCGGGCCCACCUAGAGAUGCACGUGCGCACCCAUACGGGGGAGAAACCCUUCGCAUGUCCCGUGUGUGGGAAACGAUUCAAUCAGAAGGGAAGCAUGAAGUCACAUGUGUUCCAGGUCCACAUGAAUGCCUCCACCUCGAAGAAGGCCUAAUAAGACUAAUUAUGUGAAAAUUGUGCUUAUUACAUGCGUAUAACGUGUUGUUUCAGAUUAGCUGAGCUGUUUGCACAUACGGACGACCUACUCAGCCUUAACUUGAUUUUCACUAUAAAUAAAAGAUUUCCUUUACAUGUAAAUAAAAAUCCCAUAGAAGUGGAAGUGUCCUACCUGAUCAGCCUGUGCACACUGCUCAGGCUAGUCUGGGACAACACUGAAGGCACAUGCAUUAAGCCCCGUAUUCCCAGAAGAAGGAGCAGAUGUUCGGGCCGACUGUAGCUGGACAGGAUUGUAGAGCAUUAUAGGACAAUGUAUAUUACUUCAUUUUGAUAAUAUGUUACUUGAAGUAUUACUUCAUUUUGAUAUACCGUUACUUAACUCUAAACACAAUAUUACAUUUUUAUGCCCAUGGAUCGAAUGAUCAGGGUAUAUUGUUUUUGGCCUGUCUGUCAUUGUAUGUGUCUGUCUGUCAUUGUAUGUGUCUGUCUGUCAUUGUAUGUGUCUGUCAUUGUAUGUGUCUGUCUGUCAUUGUAUGUGUCUGUCUGUCAUUGUAUGUGUCUGUCUGUCAUUGUAUGUUACUGUCAUUGUAUGUGUCUGUCUGUCAUUGUAUGUGUCUGUCAUUGUAUGUGUCUGUCUGUCAUUGUAUGUGUCUGUCUGUGAUUGUAUGUGUGUGUCUGUCCCAAAACUUUAUCCUUGGUCAUAACUUUUGCAAUAUUGAUGAUAGCAACUUGAUAUUUGGCAUGCAUGUGUAUCUUAUGGAGCUGCACAUUUUGAGUGGUGAAAGGUUGAGGUCAUCCUUCAAGGUCAAAGGUCAAAUAUAUGGCUUCAAAGCGGUGCAGUAGGGGGCAUUGUGUUUCACAAACACAGCUCUUGGUUUACUUCAUUCUUCAUUUUGAUAUAUUACUACAGUUUGAUACAGUAUUACUUCUAUUUGACAACAACGUGUGAAUAUGUACUUAGAAUAGUGAGAUAUAACUGCAAUAAUUUCAAAAGAAAUGACAUAUUUGAUGUUGAUAAAAUGUCUAGGAGAAAAUCAUUAAAGAUAUUUUUUUCCCUGGCUUUUCCCCAUGGCCGUUAGGCACAGGGGUGCCACUGUGCCUGAACCUCCAAAUCUGGGGUUACCAUAUGCUAUAAUUUCAAAAUCAGUGAAUUAUGUACCCCUGUGCUUAAAUUUCCAAACAUUACUAUUAUGAACUUGUGUUAGGUGUGAAGUUAUGCAGAAAUUAAUAUGGGACACAGGAACAAAAGGAAUCACGUUUCCAAAAAGGGGUCUUUGCCUCAAUGUCUUAACACAACCAUGGGAAAGGCCUGUUUUUGAGGUCUGUAGAGAUAUUGAUGUGUAGCCCUUUCAAUUUAUUUUGAAACUAAAUUGUGUUUACGGAGGAGGGAAGUACAUUGUUAAACAUGGUAAUACACUGUAACUCCAAUAUAGCGCAGUCAAUGGGGUCCAAGCCGCGAAACAGCGUUUUAACGGAUCCGCGUUAUAGAUUUUGAGCUCAUUUACUGCAGGGCGCUAUAAAAAAAAACAGGUAUAGAAUAGCCUAUAAUAUAGGUCAUGUAUAUUGCCAUGCUGUGUUGACACAAACACAUGCAUAUAAACCGAAUCGUAUCGAUAACAGUAUACAUACCGCUUUUCUUAUGUGCACAUUUAUCCUAUAAUCCAAUAAAAUUGCAACAUCACUUAAAAAAUAAUAAUCUUGAACAUUAAUGAUGAUAUAUGUUUAAGAAAUUCGUAAACACAACCGUACGCAUAUAUGCCAUUUUUAGAAGUGCCAAGAGUACAGUGCAUUAUGGGGCAGAGCUUUCAUUGGACGAGCGACUUUAAAUCUUGAUUGAAUGCAAUACGAAUCAUGUACAAAAAAUUGUUUUAUUGUGUCAUACGCAUGCAAAAAACGUGUUUCCCGGUGACUUUCUGAUACCGCGCGAAAAUGAAAGUGGAACUCUGUUAACAAUUACCGGUACACUGCGUUCGCAUGUAAAUAAAUCGUCUGCAUUAUUUAAUUUCUUAUACACGAACUGAAAGAUUAAAUGACAUAAUACUAGAAUGAUAAUGAAAUGACAGAAAAAGUUGUUUUAUACAGUAGGCAGUAUAUUUCACAGCCGCUCAUUUAAUAUAGUCAAACUGCAAAUAUAUAAAAGUAAGAAUGUUUCAAUCGUUUUGAAUUACUUUAAUUGUAUUACUAUCCCGCUUGCACUUAACUUAUGGAAAUUAUCGCACUGAACCGCUCUGAUGAGGAAUACAUGUAAUAAACACUGACACGCAAGUUUUUCACACCUUUAUUGACAUUACACAACAGAUUAACACCAAUUAGCUGUCGGUGUUGUUUAACCUCGAGGCGAUUACAAUCGGUUCAACGGACGGUUGAAUAAAGCAAUCAACAUGUGAUUGCCGCCAUCUUUGAAUUGUCAGAAAAUACAUGAAGUUGCAUAAUACGGAUUUGAAUCAGAAAUCAAAUGGAAGGUUGGAGAAAAAAUGGGAUCCAAGCACCCUCAGCGUUAUAUUGGAUUCAACGUUAUAACGGAGCGCGUUAUAUUGGAGUUACAGUGUAACAUCAUUUAUGAAACUUGUAAGAAAUAAUGUGAUGAUUUUUACUUAUAGUAGCUGUAUCUUUACUAUUUUGUUUCUGAUUUUAGACAUAAUGGCAUGUGCAUAAAUGUAACAUUGUUUAUUUGUUGUAAAAAAACGCACACGAAAAUAUUGCAUUUUUUCUAUUGAAA